Messenger RNA from Vicia faba (fava bean), 906 nucleotides. Lineage: Eukaryota; Viridiplantae; Streptophyta; Magnoliopsida; Fabales; Fabaceae. The record is from the annotation of a GenBank genome assembly.
AUGGCUAGCGUUGGGCAUGGAAAUGGACUCAUAAAUGGUGUAGUAUCGAAUAAGCACACUGCUACAAUAUCUGAAGUAGAUGAAUUCUGCAAUGCCCUUGGGGGAAAUAGGCCGAUUCAUAGUAUAUUGAUUGCGAACAAUGGAAUGGCGGCUGUCAAGUUUAUACGCAGUGUUAGGAGUUGGGCUUACGAGACGUUUGGCACGGAAAAGGCUAUCUUGUUGGUUGCCAUGGCUACUCCAGAAGACAUGAGAAUCAAUGCAGAACAUAUCAGAAUAGCUGAUCAGUUUGUGGAAGUACCUGGUGGGACCAAUAACAAUAACUACGCCAAUGUGCAGCUUAUUCUAGAGAUUGCCGAGAUAACUCAUGUUGAUGCGGUAUGGCCUGGUUGGGGUCAUGCAUCAGAGAAUCCUGAGCUACCAGAUGCAUUAAAAGCAAAAGGAAUUGUAUUUCUUGGGCCUCCUGCAGUAUCUAUGGGGGCAUUGGGAGAUAAAAUCGGUUCAUCGUUGAUCGCUCAAGCAGCCAAUGUGCCAACCCUUCCAUGGAGUGGUUCACAUGUAAAGUUUUUCUCCCAUUGUAGUGAGCUCAGCUUUAAAAGCAAACCAAAUGUUUGGGCUUACUUCUCUGUUAAGUCUGGAGGAGGAAUCCAUGAAUUUUCAGAUUCUCAAUUUGGACAUGUUUUUGCCUUUGGAGAAUCGAGGGCUUUAGCAAUUGCAAAUAUGGUUUUGGGGCUGAAGGAAAUUCAAAUUCGAGGAGAAAUUCGUACUAACGUUGAUUAUACAAUUGAUCUUCUGAAUGUAAAUUUUUAUCAUGAUGACAAGGGAUUGGAAUCACCCGCUGAUGGUAGACGUUCAUCUGAGUCUAUCUACCGUAUUGGAGAUAAUGGAACUUCAGGGGGGACAAAUUAG